This is a messenger RNA of Alligator mississippiensis (American alligator), 975 nucleotides long. RefSeq names its product fibronectin type III domain containing 4 (gene FNDC4). Bases 237 to 881 code for a protein of 214 amino acids. The record is from RefSeq and is a predicted model, not a curated record. NCBI's taxonomy places the organism in Eukaryota, Metazoa, Chordata, Crocodylia, Alligatoridae. Gene Ontology annotation, molecular function: protein binding. The transcript has 7 exons.
GGAGCCGGCGGCGGGAGCCCGGCAGCCGCCCGCAUGGCGCAGGGAGCCGCGCCGGGGGACCGCGCCCUGCCGCCGCCCCGGGCCCCGGCCGCGGCCCCCGGCCCCGCGUCCGCCCGGGCCCCCGGCCCAGCCUCGGCCUCGGCCCCGGCCCCGGCCCUGGCCCGCGGGGCGUGAGCUGCGUGCGGAGCGGAGCGGAGCGGAGGGGAGCGGAGCCCGGUGCGGGGCGGGCGCGGGCCAUGGCGCUCGGCGGCGCCUCCCUGCUGCUGCUCGCCGGACACCUCUGUCUGGCGCGGGCCAACCGUCCCCCGUCCCCCGUCAACGUGACCGUGACGCAGCUGAAGGCCAACUCCGCCACCGUCUCAUGGGACGUCCCGGAGGGAGACGUCAUCAUCGGCUAUGCCAUCUUGCAGCAGCGGCAGGAUGGGCAGAUGCAGCGGUUCAUCCGGGAGGUGAACACCACGAACCGGGCCUGUGUGCUGUGGGACCUGGCGGAGGACGCCGACUACGUCAUCCAGGUGCAGAGCAUUGGCCUGCACGGCGAGAGCCAGGCCAGCAAGCGCGUGCACUUCCGCACCCUGAAGGAGACCGACCGCCUCCCCUCCAACAGCUCCAACCAAGGCGACAUCACGGUGGAGGGGCUGGACAAGGAGCGGCAGCUACAGACAGGCGAGAUCAUCAUCAUCGUGGCCGUGCUGCUCAUGUGGGCAGCGGUGAUUGCGCUGUUCUGCCGGCAGUACGACAUCAUCAAGGACAACGACUCCAACAACGCCAAGGAGAAGGCGAAGCCGUCGUCAGAGCACAGCACGCCCGAGCGGCCCGCGGGGGGGCUCCUGCGCAGCAAGGACCCCCGCGACGCCCCCCGGAGCUGGCUGGAGAGCUGACUGCCCAGAAAAAGUCCCCGUCGGUCAACAUCAUCGAAGUGUGAGCGUGGGGCCAGCGCUGGACCGGUCCAGCCAGAGCAGAGGAAGCUUGCAG